UUGAUGUACCGGUAGGUGCGUCUGCGCUGCAUCGUUGUCGUCGGUCAUAACGGAUCUCUGUGCGUCAGGCCGCCGGAGGGAGGGAAGAGACUUGCGGGUGGCGGAGCUCGGGUGACUCUCGCAGCCGGUCGUCUUUCCACGCAGCCGGACGGCGCUCACUCUUCGUUUUAAAAGGGGGCAUUUUGACUCUGGCUGCAACGGACUGAGCUUCCCCCCCUCCCGCCCGCCCCCCUCUCUCUCAGGACACGAUAAUACUCAUCAUAUUAUAUUCCCGACUGUGACGUCAAAAGUUCAUUUUGUUUAAAAGUCAUCCCGCGCCUCCGCGCUCGAGACGUCGCGCGAGCUCCACGGCUCGUCUUCCUCCCGUUUCUCUCGACCGAGGUCCACCGUCCGGCGGGGAUGUGGUCCAGGCUGCUGCUGCUGCUGGUUUGCUGCUGCGCCGCUGCGGUCGCAGUGUUUUCAGCCGACGGCGGCGAGGCGGAGGCGGACGGGGAUGUGGGUCCGAACCGCGAGAGGACCUCGCCGGAGAGAGCGAGGGAGGGAGAAAGGACGGUUCCGAAGGAGGGGAGCCUGCUGAGAGACGCGGGGGCGAAGGCGGCGAAGCAGGCGCAGGUCCCGGACGCCGGUGACGGGCCGGCCGGGGAUCAGCUCACCUCCGAGCCUCUGAAAGACGAGGAGGACAACCAGGAGAACAUCAUGACACAGCUGCUGGGGGACUACGACAAGGUGAAGACCAUCUCCUCGGGGUCCGACUGUGUGUGUCGCUGCAUCGUUCGCCCGAUUGAGCGUUCGGCCUGCGACCAUACCCGCGGCGACGGCCCGGCGUCACCCGCCCAGAAUUUCUACACUGUGGAGACGGUUACCAAGGGAACAGACUGCAGGAACUGUGUGUGUUUGGCCCCGCCCUCCGCCGUUAACCCUUGUGAGGGGGAAUACAGGUUUAAAAAACUACAGGAGGCGGGCCGGGAUGAUGUUAAGCUGUCUACCAUCCUCGACCUGUUAGAAGGCUCUAUGUAUGGGAUGGACCUGUUAAAGCUACACUCCGUCACCACCAAGCUUCUGACCAGGGUGGAUAACAUGGAGAAGGCUCUCUCUCGUAACUCCGUGGAGCGAGGGAAAGAGAAGGAGAAAGACAAGCGGGCCCAGCAGCGCCAGGAGAAGAAGAAGAAAGUGGCCGAUGUGGAGCGUCCUACUCAAAAAAAUGGAGCGGCCGUUUUUACAAACAAACAGAAGCAUUAUGAGGAGCGUUACGUGGGCGGUCCGCUGAAGAAAAACCAGCAGCCGCUGAGAAACAACACAGGAAACCAGACGCCUGUGAAAGACAAGAAAGAGUCGCAGAGUUCGGUGAAAGAGAAGAACAACAUGGUGAUCAGGGGUGUGACCUUCUACAUGGCAGAAGGAGGGAGCAAAGAGGAGGAGAAGGAGCAAAGGAGAGGAAGAGGGGAUGCUGGUGCAGCUACUUUAGGGAAAAAUUCUUCUGUCGAAUUGCUGAUCUCAGAUCAGCUACCUCCGGCCGCAACUCCCCUUGUCCAGAGGGCAGAAUCUCUCACUGUUGCGGCCCAAAAACCAGCCAUGAAGGGCUCGACGGGGAAAAAGAGUCCGCCGACAAUCAGCCCCCAAACAACAAGCACACAUACCACAACUGUAACCACACUAGCCACUACUACAGCGCAACCCACGACUGAAUUGACUUCUGCCACACCAACUACAGCUACAGAACCAACAACCACAACUGCAACCACAACGACAACUACGACAACUAAGCAAACUACCAGUACGGAACCAAGUACGACGAAAGCAACCACUACUAUUCAACCCAUUAGCCCCACCUACGCCCCACCUUUUGCACAGCCGAACACUCCACCAGUUCAUGCGUCUCCUGCCCAGACAGUCAGAAGUCGACUGAGCUGGACAGAGAAUCCUGCAGACAGACCAACGACCACCAAAAAACCUGGUGUGUGUAAGGACACAGUCGCCAGCAUCUCAGAGCCAGUCCAGCAGCAUUCUUAUGGCCAUGGCGACGGAGCCUGGAUGAGGGAUGCGCGCGGCCAUGGCAAUGUCAUCUACCUUACCAACGGUCACUAUGGUAACAACUUGCUGGAGUUCCGGGACAUGGACACCUUCAGAUCAGGUCAGGCUAGUAACUCAUACAAGCUGCCAUACAGUUUCACUGGUACAGGCCAUGUUGUGUUUAACGGGGCAUUCUACUACAACCGCGCCUUCAGCCGGGACAUCAUUAGGUACGACCUGAGACACCGAUACGUGGCCGCCUGGACAACCCUACACGAUGCCUUACUGGAGGAACAAGUUCACAGGGCACACACUGAGGUGGAGUUCGCGGUAGACGAGUCAGGGUUGUGGCUGCUCUACCCGGCCCUGGACACCGAGGGCUUCCACCAGGAAGUAAUCCUCCUCACCCAGCUCCACCCGCGGGACCUGCAGCCGAUACGGAGCUUCCGCACGGGCAUGCGGCGCAGCCUCUACGGCGACAGCUUCCUGGUGUGCGGCGUGCUGUACGCGGUGGACAGCAUGGAGCGUCUCCACGCCAACGUGACGUACGCCUUCGACACGCACACGCUCACUCACACGGUGCCCAAGCUGGCCUUCACCAACAUGCACGCGCACACCUCGCAGCUGUCCUACUGCCCGCUGGACAGGAAGCUGUACGGAUGGGACAACGGACACCAGAUGCUCUACGACGUCAUCUUUGCUUACUAGCACGCCAAACCCUCCGGACCCCGGGGGGGACAGGACAGGAUGGAGAGAGAAGUUGAUGAGACGGGGACGAAUAGUACUUGGACAAUAUGACGGCAAAGCAAACAAAAAAAGGUCAAGGGUAGAAAUAAAAGAGUAACCGGUAUUUUUGCGACAUUUUGGACUUGGGUGACUGUGGACCGGUGUAACGGGACGUCCUCCCGGCUGCGCACCUCCGGUUCAUAUCAACCCAUCUGUCAUUUCAGACUCCACCCGCUCCCAUUUCAGUAUUUAAACUCGUCAAAAACAACGCGAGGCCAGCCCCGAGACCCUUCCCUUUAAUGGAAACAGAAAAUCCCUCGGGUUUUCCCGGGGAUCAAUAUCUUCCAUGAGCUCAAUGCCUCCUCGUCUCAGAGUUUCAUUAGAAGUCAUUAAGUUCUGAGACGCUUUCGAGGACCGGCGUCCAGAGAAUUCCCGGCCCUCGAGCGCCGGCUGACCGACCAAAAAAAAGCCAUACUCCGGCGGAGGAGCGAGGAGGGCCGGAAUCUUAGCUUGCUCCUUUUAAGAUGGCCAUGGGCCUCCGAAAACGUCCGCCGUGUAAGAAGCGCAGGCGGAGCCGUCCGCAUCCAACCACCCUCCACAAUCAGCCGCGCCAGUAUCAUCACAAAUCCAGCCUCCGUAACGACAACCGCUUGGCUGGUCAGUGCCGUCUAUCGCCGGAGGCCGGAAAAGGCACAUCACUUCCACGAGGCCGGGAAUGGCACAUCACUUCCACGAUGACUCCAUCCGUGACGGGGCAGCAUCCUUUUCUUCUCCAUUAACAAAGCCUGUAUGUUUGUGCGGCGCGUGUCUGCCGAGACCACUGCAUGUGUACAUUUUCUUCUAUCCAGCACUUUUUUUUUUAAAAAAAUAUUACCGUGUAUACGUUUUAGCCUGCCUGGGCGUGGGAGUGGAACUGCCAACCCUGGCAAGCGUUAGCGCCCCGCUUUACCGAAAAGAAAAGAGAAAAAAACACAAAAAAAAGCAAAAGGAAGGAAAGUGUCACCCUGGCAGCGUCGGUGAAUUUUCUCCCCCCGCCUAAUGAACUGCAGAAAAGCACCUAGGUGAGAUUUAUUUCAACUAAAAGAAAAAUAACCAAAUUCUCCACGACACCGUUUUGCUUGAUGCAGAAACCCCCCCCCCCCCUUUUAUGUAAUGACCCCGGCUGUAGGACAACCACAUAGACAACGUUGGUCUCAACCGCUUUGCAAGGGGUUACGCAUAUCGGGGGGGGGGGUUGUUGUUGUUGUUGUUGUUGUUGUUUUGUAUAUCCUGUAAUUUAUAAUAAAACUUCAU
Messenger RNA from Lampris incognitus (smalleye Pacific opah), 4029 nucleotides. RefSeq names its product olfactomedin-like 2Bb (gene olfml2bb). The record is from RefSeq and is a predicted model, not a curated record. Gene Ontology annotation, biological process: signal transduction. Bases 400 to 2718 code for a protein of 772 amino acids. The transcript is spliced from 9 exons. Lineage: Eukaryota; Metazoa; Chordata; Actinopteri; Lampriformes; Lampridae.